CACCUUUACGAAGUAGAUUCGCCUUUUGUAAUCCAAUAUUUUUCAAAUACGUUUGGCAACAAUGUAACCGGCGUCCGAGGAUAAUUGUUUGAUUCGGUGCUGUCUGCAUUUGUUUCGAGAUCUUAAAGUCUGUCGUAUUGAACUCGGUGUAAAGGUUGAAAAGAGGCAAGUUCAAACAGAAUCAGACAUGAAAAGGCAUAGCAUUACUGCUAGACACUGGAUGUGAAGCUCAGAUGUAUUUGUAAUAGAGACCAAUUGAUGAGAAUGAGCAAAAUCAGCUCAGUGAGAAAAAACGGUUGAAGGUUGCGCAUGAAGGGGAAGAUGAACAAUUACUUAUUGAAAAUCAAUUAGAUGCAGGUUGUAGCAGUAGCAUCAAAGAAUCUAUGGAAUGCAUAGCUUCAGUUGAAGAUACUUUUUUAAAUAAUGGUACAAUAAAGAAAGAGGAUCAUUUGUUGAAUAAUAUGUGUGAAAAUGGUUCAUUUGACAUAGAUAAAAGUGAUUUUAAUAACUUUUCUAAAAAUUCCAAUGAAAAUUUGCUUAAUGGCUCAUCUGCAAAUUCUGAAUCUGAUGACUUAUGUGAAAGUACUCAAAUUAGUAAUAAUCAAUCACAAGAACAAACUAACAGAAAUCUUCAAACAGUAUCACAAGAACAAACAAUCAAAAUUUCUUCACAUGCCAACAACACAUUUUUGCAUACAGAUAACAGUGUGUCAUCUUCACUAAUGCAAGGAGAACCAACAAAAGAAAACACUGAUCAGUUAUCCUCUCAGACUGAUGAAAAUGAAUCUGAAAAUGCAGAUAUAAAGAUUAAAAGUUCUGAAAAAUUCACUUCAAGUGAUUUUUCAUCAGAAAAAUUAGUUCAGCAGUCGGUACCUCAGGAGCAAUCAUCAUCUAGUCAGGAAGUAUCUGCUCAUGAUAUGACAACAAAAGAAUUCAUUGAAAAAGUACUGAAACCACAGAAGAAACCAAAAGAUUUUGAGAUUGAAAAUAUAACAUCAUCUGAUUUAGAAGUGACACAGUUAGUGGGUCAUGCAGAUGUUAUCUUCAGUGUAGCAGUAGACGAAGAUUUUGUUAUUUCUUCCAGGUAA
Messenger RNA from Stegodyphus dumicola, 1088 nucleotides. RefSeq lists its product as uncharacterized. NCBI's taxonomy places the organism in Eukaryota, Metazoa, Arthropoda, Arachnida, Araneae, Eresidae. Gene Ontology annotation, molecular function: protein binding. The record is from RefSeq and is a predicted model, not a curated record.